CGUCAAGUAGAUUCAAACUUAAAUGAAAAAAGUGCAAAACUUAAAAAGUUGGAAUUAACGGAAACGGAAAGGCACCUCGUUCUUUCAAGAAGCCGAGAGACUGAGUUUGGAAAUCCGUUUACG
Molecule: messenger RNA, 123 nt
Organism: Racocetra persica
Lineage: Eukaryota; Fungi; Glomeromycota; Glomeromycetes; Diversisporales; Gigasporaceae
Source: the annotation of a GenBank genome assembly